This is a messenger RNA of Anthonomus grandis grandis, 1520 nucleotides long. RefSeq lists its product as uncharacterized. Lineage: Eukaryota; Metazoa; Arthropoda; Insecta; Coleoptera; Curculionidae. Gene Ontology annotation, molecular function: zinc ion binding. Gene Ontology annotation, cellular component: nucleus. Bases 92 to 1423 code for a protein of 443 amino acids. The record is from RefSeq and is a predicted model, not a curated record. The transcript has 4 exons.
GUAGUGUGAGUGUGGGGGGAGGGGACAGUCGGGCAGGUGACACUUUGACAUAUAUGAUUCCUUUGAUUGACAGUCCCGAAUAUUUUUUCAAAUGUAUUUUUUGGAAAAAUUGUGUAGAAUUUGCGUUCAAAGUGGAGUUCCCCUUGUGCCCGUAGACACCGUUGACUUCGAUUCGGUUAGUUUAAGUGAAAAACUGAAAAUCUGCGCUAAUUUGGUAAUUUCAAAUGACCAAAUCUCUUCAGAAAUAUGCGAAAAAUGUGCAAACAAACUCAGGGUCUCGUAUCACUUCCUAAACAUGUGCAAGCAAAGUACAAAAAUUAUCCAAAGUUACCUCGGAAAACUAACAAAUUUCCACCAUGACGACAUUUUCGAGGACAGUGCAAGGAUUCGAAACUAUGAAACUGUAGAAUGCACUGACCUCAGUGUUGAGUUGGAAAAAUUACCAGAUAUAAAAAUUCAAAAUCUGUGUCACAAGGAAGAUCAGCAGGAGGAGGUUCUUGAUCAAAGUAUAGAAACAUCAAGUCAAAGUCUACAACAGCAUACUCCUAGAAACAGUUCUCUGAGAAGAAAACAAAGAAUCACAAAAGGACAGAGAUGUUCUUUAUUGCAACAGCUUUUGAAUAGGCCUAAAAAAGAAAGAGAUAAACCAUUCCAAAGUUCUUUUGACAUCCAAAGGGGUGGUCUAAAGAACAUCAUUAAUUUCACAAAAAACUAUGAAUUUAGCUUCAACUUGGAUACAAACUCGAACAUCGAAUCCACCCCCUUGGAUAAACUGACUGCAUUCUCAGCAAAUUUUUUUAAAAGAGACUUCACAGACUUCAGAAAUCAUAUAUUGUAUGUUAUAGAAAAUAGGCAUAAAUUUGAGUGUGAUAGUUUGUUCGGAUCAGAAGAUGACGACAAUUUGAGUGAAUAUGAUAGCGAGGAGGAUCAGGAUAUUGUCAUAAAGGAAGAAAGAUUUGAACAUGUCUUAAUAGAGCCUGAUAUUAAAGUUAAAAAAGAGUUAUCUGAUAGCGAAGAUGAGGAUGAACCUGGCAAUCCCCUAGAUUAUCUGGAAACAACUAUUGAAGAGGUAAAUGUUAAGAAAGAGGAAUCUUUGUCAGACUCUGAAGAGGCCAAACUACAAGCAAAUCAAUCAUUAAGUUCCUAUCAUGGGUCAACCAGACCUGCAGAUCAUGACCUGCUUAGUUUGGGGGUAACAUCAUCUCCAUCUGUUAAAUUACUGGACAGACUGGUAUCUACAUACCCAUUGGGAUCCAGAAAGAUCUUUUCACCGAGCAACGCAAGGUGUAGGACAAGAGACAUGCCUUACAUUAAUCCAACGUUAAAAAAUCAAUUUCUGUAUCGGAGCUUUAAAUGUGAGAGGUGCAAUAGGUACUUUAAGAGUCAAGGGUACUUGAAAGCCCACACGUCAAAAGUACAUUGAAAGAAUUCUUUUCUUUGUUAUUUUUUUUUUUAAUUUGAUAUUGUAGCCACUCGUUUUCAGGGUGGCCUAACAAUAAAAACUAAGUUUCUCAAGUUUA